This is a messenger RNA of Pungitius pungitius (ninespine stickleback), 4712 nucleotides long. RefSeq names its product transforming, acidic coiled-coil containing protein 1 (gene tacc1). Lineage: Eukaryota; Metazoa; Chordata; Actinopteri; Perciformes; Gasterosteidae. The record is from RefSeq and is a predicted model, not a curated record. The coding region runs from base 76 to 2808 and encodes 910 amino acids. Gene Ontology annotation, cellular component: cytoplasm. Gene Ontology annotation, biological process: cell population proliferation; cerebral cortex development; mitotic spindle organization. The transcript has 14 exons.
UCUGUGCAAAGCAUUCCAGCGAGUCUCUGAGCCCAAAACGAGGGGACCCGUUCCGUCCCCGCGGACCGAGGAGACAUGUCUUGGCUGUCACCUGUGUCGUGGGCCAAAUGGACGUGGACGGCGGUGAGAGGGGGAGAGGAGGAUGAAGAGGGGCAGGAGGCCAGCGAGCAGAGGGAACAACGUGGAGACGAAGAGGAAGAGGAGGAGAGAUCUCAAGGCUGCAGCUCUGACUCGGAAGGUCAAUUUGACACCCCUGAAGCAGCAACUCCUGUCCACGGCCCUGCGGCCUCCCCAGGAGAGCUGGAGAACAACAACACUGAUGCAGACAAAACAGAUGUGGACCAUGAGGAGCAGUUAAUAGUGACUGCUCCUGUUUGGGAUCAAGAUAUUUGUCAUAACCACAACAUGGGUCAAGAUGAGCCUGUGGUCCCCGUGGGGGCCCCACUGGAAGUUAACAUCCAGACCCUCGAAGCAGAACAAACAGAAGUCCCAGACUCUGAGGCUGUCGUUCCUCCAUCCUCAGGGAAGGAACUUCCCGAAUUGGCUGAAUGCACAGAGCUGUCAACAGAGCCAUGCAGAGCCCGAGUCCUAGUGGCAGAUCCUGUCCCGGAAGUAGCUCUAGCUCCUUCUCCAGCUUCUGCUUUAGCUCCAGCUUCUACUCCUGCUCCAGCUCCUACUCCAUCUCUAGCUCUAGCCCCUGAAACAGACUCAGUCUACAGCAGUGAACCUGCAGUCAGUACAGCUCCAGAUCCCCCUGAUCAGAAACCUCUUACUGAACCAGAACCACAUUGCAAUGGCCUGGACCAGAUGCAGUCUGCUCAGAAGACAAAAAACAGAAAUUCUAGGCCUCCACCCCUGAAGGUAAAGGCCUCUUUGACCGAGCUUCCCCAAUCAAAUGAGGAACAAGAACUUCCUGUUCCCAUGGCUACUUAUAAAUUCGACCCUGACCAGCUGGAUGAGAGCUUUGACCCCUUCAAGUGCGGCGGAUCCAAAAUCCAGAACUCUCCCCCACCGUUCGGUUCAAGCUCCCUCUGCAGACCUGAGCCAAUCGGUGGCUCCACGCCUGUGUGCGAGGCCGGCUCAGCAGCUCCAGCGGAAGCAGCGGUGAUGGCGGCGUCGUCAUCGUCGGAGGCCAAGUCUGUGAUGCUGGAGUUCGGUCUGGACGAUGGGGCGGUCAGCAAGCCACCUCCGAGGAAAUUAGGUGGUAAAAAGUCAAUCGGCAAACUUGGUGCCAAAAGGCAGAAGGCCAAAGUAUCCGAGGCUCCCUGCAAACCCGCACCAGAACCCACAAUCUCGGAACCAGUUUCUCCACCAGCGUCAGAACCAGUUCCUCAAACGUUACCACAAGCAGUUUUGGAUCCCCUUCCAGAAACUCCUCUGCCACUUUCCGACUCCACGGCGCCACUGAACCUCGACGACGUUCCCAUUCCUAAGUCUGGAGCGUACAACUUUGAUCCAAGUCAGUGGGACGAUCCAAACUUCAAUCCGUUCGGAGGCUACAGUGGGAGCUCCCCGUUGCCCCCGAAGAGCUCCUACAAUAUUGACCCAGACAAUUUGGAUGACUCCGCGGACCCCUUUAAACCCUCCAAAUCCAUAAGCACCGAGGACCCUUCCAGUAGCGCCCCUCAGCCAGAGAACAAGGGGAAGGAGGGAGGCAGGCAGAGAGCAGGGCCCCCGGCGGGAGAGAAAAAAGUGAGGCAGAUUCCCAAGAAAAACAAAGAGAAGACCAUCACCCCCAGGACAUCUGAACAAGUCAAGUUUCUCUGUUUUCUGUUGAAUCCCUGUAAAGUUCAGAAAUACGAGGACAGCCAGUCCUUGGUGCUUGACUCCUGCAAUCAGGAGGAGGAUGAGGUGGUGGUUCACACCCCGGAGAUUAAUCAGCGGGUUCAUCACGCCACGGAUGAGGAGAAGCUUGCCUCCACUGGCAUUAAGGGCCAGACAACUGACCAGGAGGAGGGAGGAGAACCAGAGUGCAAAACAGCACCUGUGAGGAAAUAUCCAAUCGAUGAUAUUUCUUUCAUGGAUGGUCUUGGUAGUAAGAUUACGGAUCACAAGGAGGAGAAGGACGCCUGCAGUCUGAAAGAGGAUAUGAGUGAGUUAUCUAUGAUCCAAACCAUAAAGAUGGCCACCAGUCAGGUCCAAGCCACAGCAGCUCUGUCUGCAGGACAGGACAACAUGCCUCUGAGUGAGAUGGACAAAGCCGGAGUGCUCAGCCUGAUCAGAGAAGAGAUCAUCACCAAAGAGGUUGAGGUCAGUGAGUGGAAGAGGAAGUAUGAGGAGAGCAGAUCGGAGGUUUUGGAGAUGAGGAAAAUAGUUGCAGAGUAUGAAAAAACAGUUGCACAGAUGAUUGAGGACCAGCAGCAGCAGAAGUCCUUGUCCUGCAGUAAGUCAGUCCGGCAGUUGACCGCAGAGAGGGACCAGGCCGUCGCCGACCUCAACUCCGUGGAGCGCUCCUUUGCUGACCUCUUCAGGAGGUACGAGAACAUGAAGGGAGUCCUGGAGGGCUUCAAGAAGAAUGAGGAGGUGCUGAAGAAGUGCGCGCAGGACUACCUGAUGCGGAUCAAGCAGGAGGAGCAGCGAUACCAAACCCUCAAGGUGCAUGCUGAGGAAAAAUUGGACAAGGCUAACGAGGACAUAGCCCAGGUACGUGCCAAGGCCGACUCGGAGAGUGUCGCUCUUAACGCCAGCCUGAGGAAGGAGCAGAUGAAGGUGGACUCACUAGAUCGAGCUGUCCUUCAAAAGAAUCAAGAGAUCGAGGAGCUCACUAAAAUAUGCGAUGAACUGAUUGCCAAGCUUGGAACGGAAUAAGAGGCCUUUACUUACACCCUUUGUCUCUCUUGAUGUGAAUUCUGUACGUGAUCACACUUAAGCACACUUCAACCCUUUUCUCUCUACCUGCUCACAAUAAUUAUUGAAAAGAACAACCUUUGAAAUACAGAUGCUGUUGUAACACUUAUUUACAAAAUCAGGGCAAUUAUUUUUCUAACUGUGAAAACAGGGACACAGCAGUUAAAGAGGCACAAACUUAUCAAAGGAAUGUUUUGAUUAUUUAGAAAAUGUUGGGAUCUUUGGCGAAGCAUAUACAGUCAUUUAGUUGUACUGUUGUGUGUGCAUUUGCAUGACAAAUAAUUUCCAUCACUAUUUUUACAGCGCUUUGGGAACAAAACUGUAGUAAAUAACGAAGGAGAUGAGGGAGAGAGGCUGUGGUCACCAGCACGGACAUCUUUUUUGCCUAUAUUUGCUAACAAUACAAAAGAAAUGGACUGAUACAAAAUAAUCCCUCUCAAGCCUCACUUAUGGACCACGAGAGGUGGAUUACAAUAUCUAAAGCUCCAGAGACCCUGACCCCUGGCUGUCUUCCCUCUUUUGGUAUGAUUUUGCUCAUAUGUGCGUCUGCAAAGAGCUUUUGGGUCCCAUGUUGGAGAGGUAACCCCACAGCCAAUAACCCGGGGGUGGGCACCGCUCUCCUUCCCAGGUCAAACAGACCGGUCCGACACAGACGGGUCCAUUUGGGAUGCCGCGUGCUUUGGGCUGCAUUCGUUUAAAAUGGGGCACCUUCCCACAGAAGGUUUGUGAGGAGGUGCAGAUGUGCUUAUUUGUGCUUCAGAAGAUGAAUGCAGUGAAGCAAUGACCACGUCUCGACUGUCGAGCUGGUGAGAAAGAGCGGAUAUUGAAUUUGACUUCAUAUUCUACUUUUAACUGUGUGGGUGUUACAGUCUUUAUCAAGGACAUGUCUCUAUUGAGUGACUUUACUGCUCCUUGUGGAUUAGUUUCCAGGCCUAUAGAUAUGUCUUGCUGCCAUUUAUUUUGUGAUACAGUUUACUUUUCUUCUUCCAUCACUAAAUUAACUAUAAGGUAAGUAAUAUUACUUAUAUACUUCAUAUAGUAUUAGUAUUUCUUAAGUUGCCUUUGAGUUGUUUUGCCUUUGUUUCACAUUGUAACAUACACAAGUGUGUGGCGUAGUCCUUAGUUAUUAGUUUAUUUUGACAUAAAUCUCUGGGAUUGAUAAAUAUGAAGAGCACUUAAGAGAAUCUUAAAUUCUCUUCCAUAAAAUUGUAAUAAUUCUGUGUUACAAUGCCGGAACGUUAACAUUCUGUUGUUGCCAUGUACAUAAUUUUGGAUUGUAUUCAUAUUUUGUGUGAGCUGGUGUGACGUUGCUGGUGUGCCUUCAUUAAGUCUAUUUUGUAACAUUGUGGCCAACGUUUGCUAUAUACAGUAUAAAUGUUUUAUGAUCAAAAACAUCCUGAACAACAGCGAGUUUGAUGGUAAGAGGGAAAGUCUGUGAUCAACCCGAGAGUUCAUCAGUAAUAUAUAAUGAUUAUAAUAAUAAUAAUAAAAUCAAUACCCUCAAUUCCAACGUAAGCAUUUUGUGGUCCCAUUGAAUUCGAGGGAGCACACAAGUUAGUUUUCCAUUGGAUUUGUUUGAUAAAUUAUGGACAAAUUCCCCUGGAUGCCUUGUUUCGUCAGCACAAUCAAUUGUCCUUGUAAAAUUACAUGAGUGACUCGGUGUCCUAUUAUAGUGGUCUUACAUUAGUCUCAAGGUGCUUUUCCAUGAAAAUACAUUGUUAAAAGUCCAAUAUGUGUACAUUUUAUACUUUAUGAAAAGAAUGUUGGUUUUAAUAUUUGUAAAAAUGAAUAAUUAAGUAUACCCAGAUUGUAUGUUAACAGCUAUAUUUUGUGCAUUCCUCAAUAAAUGGAUAACAUGUAAUAUA